Messenger RNA from Labrus bergylta (ballan wrasse), 1304 nucleotides. Lineage: Eukaryota; Metazoa; Chordata; Actinopteri; Labriformes; Labridae. The record is from RefSeq and is a predicted model, not a curated record.
CCACAGCGUCUGUUUGUGAAUGACGCAAACAGCGUAAAACAAGAUGGCGCCGUGUUAAGCAUCAAUUGAUGUGAAUGAAUUCAUCGCCGUAGAAGUCUGCCUCCUCUGAGGCUGCGCGGUCGUGUUCCGGACAGAAUCAUCGACGUUAACGGUUGUUGUGGGCCGUGUUCGUGUCCUCCCUCCCGGUCACACCGGGGCGACGAGCCGCCGACAGGAUGGACGGCGGAGACUUCAUCCCCACCAUCGACAACAUGGACUCCACUUUAGCGGAGUUAGGAGACGAGUUCACCCUGGGAGACAUCGACGAGAUGCUCCAGUUCGUCAGUAACCAGGUCGGGGACUUCCCAGACCUGUUUGAGGACCAGAUGGCCUCGGCAGGCUCUGCUCAGAGCGGAGCCUCCACCACCCCCGCCCCCAGACCAACUCCUCAAACCCCACGGACCCCGACCCCUGCUGCGUACCAGAGCUCCAACAGUAGUCUCACCCCCUCCCAGACACUUUCUCCCCAGUCCCUCCCCCUCACCCCUCCCCUCACCCCCGUACAGACCCCCUCCCCCACCGCUGUCUCCUCGGGGCAGCAGGUGACCCGCACCCCUCCGCUCCUCCAGCCGAGGCCUCAGGUGGUGCAGCCCAUCCAGCCUCAGCCCCAACAGACAGCCCAGCCCACCAUCCAGAUGCACACUCAGGGGAUCGCCAUGCAGACGCAGAGCUUCCCGGGCCACACCCUGGUUCAGACCCACAGCCAGACACCGCUGCCCAUCCAGACGCAGGCGGCCCAAACCGUCAUGAUCACCUCCAAUGGCGGGCGCUUCAUCCAGAACCCGGUCAUCUGCCACCAGAGCCCCGCCCCUAGUUUCCAAGUCCUCCAACCACAAAUGCAGAGCAUUAUGACAUCACAGCAGCUCCAACCAAUGACCAUUCAGCACCAGCGUGUUCUGACCUCCAACGGGAUCCAGACUCUCUCUACGGCACCCGCUGCGGUCAUGCAGCAGCAGAUGCAACAAGUACCCGUUCUGGUCCAGCAGCCUCAGAUCCUGAAGACCGACUCGCUGGUUCUCACAACGCUCAAACCCGACGGCACACAGGUGCUGUCGACCAUGCAGAGUCCCGCAGGGAUCGCCACCUUAACCACGCCCAUCCAGAACACGGCGCUACAAGUACCGGUAAAUACGCAAAGAUAUUCAACUUUGAUUGUUGAGAGUUUCUGUGACUUAAAGGGAAAUCUUCUCAGGGGAGCAGACGUGUUUGUGUUUGUGUUUGUGUUUGUGUUUGUGUUUGUGGUUUGUGGUUGUGUUUGUGUUUGU